CACCGAUCCGCGCUUCGCCGACGAACGUAUCUCGCAAGCGGUGAGAACUCAUGAAUGAAACCCUGUUCACCGCCGAGUCUACGAAUACGGUCCUCGUAAAGGAACGCAAGCACAGAAAAAGCAAUAUCAUCGAAAAGAAAAUCUACGUAGAAGGCAUAUCAUCGCAUCGAUCCCGUUAAUAAGACAAUAUAUCGUCGAGUUAUGUCGAAGUCACGUCGUAAUUAAAUUGAUUAAACAUAGCCGUGCCGCGUUCCACGCGGACGAAAAUUAAAUCAAACCCCAUUGUUCUCGAGGCUUGCACGCGCUCUCGUUCGCAACGCAAAUUCACCGCGAGCCGUCAAGCGUUCUCGAGAGAUCGAAGAAAGUUUCCGCCUUCUUCCUGCAAAACACACCUCCAAAUUGAAUCCAUCGGCGAACUUCUCGAGACAGAGGCGAACUGGCUCGACUCGACGUGAGGGAGGAAGUUGCAGGCAAGGAAACUUAUCGAGUGGGAUUCGAUAGGGUCCCCGCUCGACCUCGAAACAAGAGGAGUUCAAGGAACUCGUGAAACAUCGUUUUAGACGAGACACGAUUGUGUUCGAGCGUGUCUAGAAAUUUUUAUCGAGAGCGACGGAAUUUUUCCGUCUAGCGCCGUGAGAACAACGUCGAUUCUGGCCGUCGAAUAAGCUUCGGAAAAAUUAACUUUAUCUCUCUGGCACGUUAAUCGCGGGAUUCGAUGUAAUCCGGGAGAUGCGAGCUGGACGGUGAAAAUUCCAAAGAAAUAUUCAAGAAACGAACAAGAUCUUCGAUUCGACGACCGGUGUAACUCGUUAAGUCCGCAGUUCCGAGAAUCUACGAACAUGGGCAAGAAGAACAGCAAACUCAAGCAGGAUACCAUCGAUCGACUCACCACCGACACGUACUUCACCGAGAAGGAGAUUCGUCAAUGGCACAAAGGAUUCCUGAAGGACUGCCCCGAUGGACUGCUAACAGAACAGGGCUUCAUAAAGAUCUACAAGCAGUUUUUCCCCCAGGGUGACCCGUCGAAGUUCGCCUCCCUCGUCUUCAGAGUUUUUGACGAAAACGCCGACGGUACGAUAGAGUUCGAGGAGUUCAUAAGAGCGCUUUCGGUGACGUCGCGUGGCAACCUGGACGAAAAACUUCACUGGGCCUUCCGUUUGUACGACGUUGACAACGACGGUUUCAUCACGAGGGACGAGAUGUACAACAUAGUAGACGCAAUUUAUCAGAUGGUGGGGCAGACACCGCAAGCCGAGGACGAGAACACGCCGCAAAAGAGAGUCGACAAAAUCUUUGAUCAGAUGGACAAGAACCACGACGACAAGCUCACAUUGGAGGAGUUUCGGGAGGGCAGCAAGGCCGACCCUAGAAUUGUUCAGGCGCUGUCGUUGGGCGGCGAGUAACCCUGAUUUCCAUCCAAGGGCGGCACGCGAUUCCAUGAAAUCGGGAAUCUCUACAUCGUCGUCAUUAUCGUAAUUGUCGACGCGAGCUAGGGCGAGCCGCUCGUCCCGAUAAUCAGCCGAUGAGGAACGACCGUGAGAGAAGGCAAGUCCACGUCCGCGCGGUUUGGCAUGCACGUCUAAUAUAGAUAGGCAAUAACAGUUGUGUCGAUAACACACAAAAAAAAGCGUUUUGAAUGACGCAGAGAUUUAGAUUUGCAAAUAUUUUUGUGAAGAUCUCUCGUCCGCGACGAGUUAUAGUCUAUAUCUCUCACUUCUUUUCUACAUACACAUACUCUCUUUCUCUCUUUUUCGCUCUCUCGGAGAAGAUCGGUUCUCGUUCCCCGUUGGCGAAUCGAUCCCUCCAUCUUCGUUAACAAUUAUUCGAUUUCGAAAAAAAAUCUCGAUGCUACUAGUAGAUGUCUAGCGUUUCGAAUAAUCGUAGCUUUCAAGGAGACUGGACGUGGCAGAUUGUACUUUUUAGCUAGAAAGCGUGCGGAAAAACACAAAAUACGAAUUAAAAUUGUUGUAGUACGAACGAUGAAGAUGUAAAUCACGAACCGGAAACUUUCUUCGUAUACAGGCUGCGCUCAUAUCGUCGCGGGAGCAGCUUUUCCCCUUUGUUGGCUCUUCUUACUCUGUGUGUUCGUUAAUCCGCUACCGCUGCAACGUCACGAUAAUCACAAGAUAACGAGUAAAAUUCGAAGCACUCGACGCUGCACGCUGUUCGAAUUUCAACGAAGCAUCGCCGGGGUUACUUUCGAUUAGAUACAUCGGAGCAGCGCGCGGUUUCCGCAUCAAAGCGAAAAGAAAAAAGAAACACGAGAGGUUCGAGGCUAGGAGAGCCGGGGAGGAAAAUGCAGCGGGGGGAUAAGCAUUCAAACGCAGAACACAACUGAUCGCGCAUUGUGCAGAGCGCGCGCGUUGCGUAGCGAACAAAAAUGCCAAAGUUACAAUGAGCCUCACAUACGUUACAACACCGACGGGAACGUCGUCGUUGGACGGAACGUAAAUUUUGCCACAAUGAAUAGCACAAUAACAAACGGUGGUUAUUCUUCAAUUUUCUUUUGUCGCUUGCGCAACAAACGCAAUUCUAUCAAAUUUUCUCUUGCUACAGAUUCAAUUGUGAAGUGAAAUACAAACUCCACUUUUACAUAAUGCAUCAGUUUUAUAUAACGCUAUAUUAGACACACAAGUGCGCGUUGUCGGAGAUUAUUCAUUUUGAAAUGUCAAAAAAUAACGGACACCACGAGCACUAACGAGCGUUGCGUGCCGCUAUACUGACAAAAUUGCGAAUCGGCGAUUCGACGUCGAUUCGCACCAUUUGCGCGUGCACAGAAGACGAUUUCUUAAGAAAAUAUGAUGACGGCGGCGCCAUCGCCGAGAGUAUCGACUUGCUCGCGUUGCAUAAGACGCGGCAUUAGACGCGGCGUAACAAAAAUUCGGAUACAGAGAUGGUGACUAAGCAAAGAAGAAGAUGAAUAAUGGCAAUCUGGUUUUCGAUAUUAAUGAGCAUUGCGUGUUUUACAUCACUUACGAAGAAACGAUCGUAUACAGUGCGCCGCAGUGCGCGUAUUAUCAGCGGGAUUCGCUAGCUAGAUUGCUAAGUGUAUGAGAUCGCGCGAAGAAAAGCGCGGAAGAUAUGAUCGCGCGUAAAUGCUAACGACCCUCCGCGGUGCUACUGCACUUUCAGUUAUAACAAGCAAAACUUGUGAUGUUAUUGUAUUAACCGUAUUGCGCUACAAGUUCUUCUAAUACCAGAAGCCGCGCGAAUUGAAUAAGAUUACGAUCGAAAGAGCGAGACUGAUGAAAAUAACGGGUGGGCUUAUUAAAUAUGAGGAUUGCGCAAGAUAAUAACAACCGAUCAUUGAAUACUAACGAGCGAAGUUACGUCUGCUCGGUAGAUCUUUUGUAACUUUUCAGUCCACCUUUAAUCAUACUCGUUGAUGUUCUUGAUGCUCUACUUUGGAACUUUUCAACGAUCUGCAUUUUCAUUCAAGAUGUGUCGAGUAGAGCGAAGCCAGCGAUCGAUAGAAGAAAAGGAAUAUCGGGCGUCAUUGAAAACAAUUAUUUUUAACUAAUUAAAAAAACUGAUUAAAAAAGAUAAAACAAUUUUUUUGAACGCGUAAUCGCGUUCAAUUGGUCAUCAUUAUAACGUAAGACGUGAUAUGUCAUUUUCGUUAAGUACGAAAAUGAAAUCAAAGACAGAAAAAAAGCGGAACAGAAAUGUCGGAUUGAAAUAAAAAGAAAAAGUCGCAAGGAUGAUUAACGAUAAGAGUUAAAUGAGGGGAAAAGGGGUCGCGUUCUACGAGUUUGUAGAAGCGGUUAAGGUAAACGAAAGAAGUGUGCAAUUCAAACAUUAAAGAAUCCCGCGAUUGACACAAUUGAUUUUCAUAAUAGCACAGUGUACAAUAAAGAGCGAGCAAUAAAUCGAUAAGGAGCGAGACACCGCGAUAAACAACUUGCAUUUAACAAAAGCGCGACGUGCGACAUUAUUGGUUACAAGGAACGAAAUAUCUCGGAUCUCUUAUUCGCCGAUAUUAAAAAAAAAAAAAAAAAAAAAAAACCGUCAAAUGAUCGUUAGAUAAGAGCGGGAACAGUCCAACAGACGAGACAGAGCGCGAAGAUUAAAGAGAGCGAGAUAGACGGAGACGCGCAUAUACCACAUCUUUUUCUACUUCCGAUCGAUCAGUUAUAACGUUCUGCAUUCCACGGAAUGUAGCCGGACAAAUACGAGCAAAACUCACGCAAAGGAAACAAAAGACAAUCGCGGGAAAAUCGCGAAGAAAGAAGAGAAAACCGAAGAUUGGCAGCGUUGUUGUUUUUUUUUUUUUUUUUUGUACGCGCACGGAAUCGGACGGGGGAUAAAUUUCGCAACGAUGAAGGAAAAUCCGACGUAGAAAGAGAGGCGAGUACACACGGUCAUAAAUCUUGCACGGUCCGUGAUCGCACGGGUCAACCUUUUUGAAGAAUACACUGGGCGUUUACACGAGGUAGAAAGGAUCGUUGUCAACGCCGAGGGAAAAUUGGAAAAACAUCUAGCGCGAGCAAACGCCGGACGGAGAUAGCAGCGAGUUAAAUAACGUUCGAAAAGAAUCUCCGACAACUUAUAAAAAAUGCAUAGGCAUUUAGUGGGCGCUAUGUGGGAUACCGUCGUCAAAACUCGGAUUAGACACGGAUUGUGGUGCGACAGACAUGUAAAACUGAUGAUUCGUCGGAAUUAUUCACAUGUAGAACAACGAAGCAUCAUUUGUUUCCCUAGCGCGAUCUUUAUUCGAUUUUCAUUAAGUGUAUUGCGCACCCGCGACAUAUACCACGGUACAUUAAUAAAAUUUUGCGGUAAAAACGAAAAGAAAAAAAAAAUUAAUUUAUUUCAUUAACGAACGACUGAAAUAAGUAAGAAAAGCAAUCGUGCUAAUGAGCGGGAUCCUUAAAAUGAGUUUACGAUCGAGUUUUAACGUAAAAGUUCCCGCUGGGGGAAUUAAACGUUUUAACGCUUAAGAAGAAAAAAAAAACAAAUUUGAAUGAAGAAAAGAGAGUGUCCAUUUAAAAAGCCAGAAACUCACCAUGUCAUUGAAUUUUCAAGGCACGAUGCCCUAUCCCCUCUAUCUCUCUUCUAUUGCUCCGCGACUUCGUUUAUUUCUCCGAUUGGAUGGGUGUAAAACGAAAAGAGAGAUACGGGUUUCGACCUUUAUCUCCGGGAAUGAGUAUCCGUGCGAGAGAGAAAUGUCGCGUAACCGGACAACGAAAACUCCGGGCGCGAGCUUGGAAUAUCUCUGGAGAUUUAAACGCGAAGCACACGUUAUUACUCUAAAUGUACGUGCGUCCGCAUAAAUUCGCAGACGCGACAAAAAUUUUACGCACCGCGAAUAGUGUGGAAUAGCAUGAAAAAAAUAAAAGUAAACAAAACUCGACGGACAUAAUAAAACGGCGUUCGUCGUAACAAUGUAAACGUGUAUUAAUUUUCGCAGAAUAUAUUUCAGAGAGGCGUGCUUGCUUAAUAAAUCACCGCGUAUAGAAUCCGACUUUUAUUGCGCUUGAUUUAAGAAAUUCCGUUAUCCGUUUCGACACACCGGGGGGGACCUUGGAACAAUGCGCGAAAAUCUUCUCGCUUCGUCGCUUUUUGAACGUUAAUGUUGUACAGUUUUAACAAAACGUUCGAUACGUGUUUCUCGCGCGUAACACAAUAGGUAAGCGCGCUCUUUAUCUCUUGAGCUUUUCAUGUGUAUAAACUUAUGCACGGCGCGCGGAGAGAAGUGGCUUGUGUCAAGCGUUGCGGAUAAAUACUAUUCACAGAUCCGCAGUGAAACAACUUUUUUUUUUCGAUCUCGCGCGAUGAAAAAGCGAGUGUAUCGAAAUUUCGCGAGUAAACCGGGGGGGCGUAUACCUUGCUCUCCGAGUUGUGACUUACUCGACUCGAUUUUUCAAAGACGUGAAUUUCUUUAUGCCGCAUCGUAAAGGCAACAGCGCGUAUCAAACUUUGAAAUUACAAAAUAAAGAGACCUGCCCAUAUUUCCGCAGUCUUUAUCUCCACGUGUCGCGGCGCAGCAUGUCGUCCUAUUUUUUUCCACGUGUGACGCCGCAAAAUUUGCGACGCUCAACUCGUUAUACGUCUAGCUAGCACUUCUGUUGUAUCUCGUCUCGACUUUUCUUAAUUUUUCAGUCGCGCGCCCGUCUGGCCGACUUGCCAUAAAUUCAACGCGCGCGUGCUCGCACCCUUAAUGUUCGCGUUGUUCCGUUCCUCUUCCCGCCGUUUCUCGUUUAAGUUCUCGCGUGGCCAGAAUUUUCAGUGACCGAUCGCGGUCUACUAAGUUUAUUUCCGCGGAUAAGACUUGAAGAAUGUCGGUUUCUCGACAUUUUACGGGCGACCAAUUCGCGAAGCUCAUUUUUUUUUUUUUUUAAAUAAAUGUUCCUUUUUUUCGCGACGAUAACGUUUCUUUCUUUUUGCUUCUCACUUGCGAUUUCGAUUUGUUUUUUCUAUUUCACCGUUAAUUUUCCUUACCUGAGUAGCUAGUAGAUUUGCGCGUGGUUCGAAAUUUACAGUCGGCUGAAAUGCGAACUAUAUUCUUUUUUUCUUUUAGUUUUCACAAGUUUUUAUUUUUGAAACUCUCCCAACAUAUUUUUGCAUCUUCCUAUUUUCAGCAUAUUCCUCUUCUUCGCGUUUGCUCUGUUUGCUUCUCUUCGCUUCUUCAUGCUUGUUUUUUUUUUAUCGAGGAACGCUCCGCAGAAAUAUAAUAUAAAAUAAAAUAUUUACAAGCAACGCGCGAGAUAUUCGAGUUCGCGGCGCGGUAAAAUCGCAAACGAUAACAGCGCGACGCGGAGGAAAUUCCAGGAUGAAUGUUUGCAUAUUGCGAUGCAGCCGGAGGACGAUUAAUUGCAGCCAUGAUAAACUCGAAAGCCAUUACGCCCUCGGCAUCGUGUUUGCUCGCCUGAAAGUCAUUUAAGAAUACGCGCGCUCGCGUAUACACCAAUUAUCUUUCCGAGAAUUCUAACGACGUAUUACAACUGCCAUUUAUACGAUUUCAAAACAUAUUCUAAAAGGUGAGCACGUCGCAAAGCUAAAUUUGCAUCCGCAACGCGGUCGCCGACGCGGCCUACUCAUAAGCAAAUAUUAACCCAUUGUGCUGUCCGACAACCGUUCGAUGAGUCAAUCCGUUGAGCAACGGAGCCCCGAAAUCACAAUCGCCAGCGAAAGCAUUGACGUUCGAAUUUGAUCGGAAGUGAAACGCGACACCCGCGAGCGACAUCACGCCGCGCCUUGAAAAUAUCAAUCGCUCAUUACAAAUCAAUGUUAACUCCCCGUUAUUCAGUUGCGCCAAAUAUUCACGAACGACAUACUUGAGAUGGCGAAUUGACGAAGAUGCGCGUGUUCUCAGCGAAAUAACGUGGACGUUUUCUCUGCGUGACGGAUCGUCGCAGAACGACUCGAUAUUGGCAAACUUCCCGACUGUUUUUUUCUUUUAUUUUCUCUCCUUUUUUCCCGUUACAGCACCUCUCCGGCGAGCAACCUCGAUGUGCACCGAGCCAAUAGAGAUGAUAUUGGCAAAUAUUAUUCGUCGAGGCACGACAUUAACAUUAUUACCUGCGAUCCGCUUCCGAUGACGCGGCGUCGUUUUUGUAUUCGAUCGUUACUAUUGGCCGCGAUACACUCGCUUACGUAAAUCGCGAGUCACGAAUUAUCAUGUUUCAAGAAGCAUCUAAGAGUAUGAAAGUAGAAGUUUGUUAGAGCUAUCUCGGAUUAUAUGACGCGGGAUAAAUUGAGAGAGAUCGUUAAAGAGAAUGAUGCGGGAACACGCGCCGCACUGUAGCGCGUUUGUGUCAACAAUUCUAUAUAUAAUUAUAAUAUAAUAAUGACAUAUGCGAAUAAAAUUGUGAAGUAGAUACCUGCAAUUCUUGUUACGUACAAUGCCGUGUAAAAUUGUUGACUUUAAAUGUGAUUCACCGAGGACUUUCGGAGAAGAAUAUUUUUCACGACGAUAUUAAUCUUGCGCCAGUCGCUUUCGAAUAUUUAUUUAUUAUCAUGUUUACGUCGAUUUCAAUUUCACGUAAGUGGAUCGCCGCCACGAAACUUGAAGCGUUUUAAGAGCGUUACAAGAGUUUUAAAUUAAAAUUCCUCGCUAGAAGUCUCGCUUCUUUUUUGUUUUCUCGCUUUUUUUUUUUUUGAUCAUCAUGAUUCGAAUCGUCGGUAAGAUUUUGCGCGUCCUUGGUAGAAGUUGAAGAACCGGUAAAGCUCUCGCGCGCAUCGGAAGUAAUCAGAGUCGUUACGUUGCGGAAUCGAUCGCGAGAAUAUUUCCCGAACGUAACUCUCUUUUCGAAAUCGCUUACGUCUGAGCGGACCGAGUGAUACGCAGGGGAGUAAAGGAUAUUCGGGAGACCCGCUCCCGAUAUCCAUUCAAUUGAGAGAAUUGCUUCGCUAACUUCCGCGACGUCACGAACUUUACAGCAGUGUCAGAGGGUUCUGUCCUAAAUCGCGCUCGCGAAUCAAGGAACUCGCGAAGUUCUUGUGGCUGUCGAAUUUCCCUUGCCGUUUGAUCGCACGUAAACAAAUAAAUUUCUGAGAAGUCACGCAAUCUCAUAACACCUCGAUAUCCAAGUUAGAUACUCGCACGUUUGCGUUCUCACACAAGACCGUCUACAUCGGUGAUAUCACCGUAAAAUUAAUACGAAGACACUGUAUGUAUCAGUGUUUUUCGCUGUUUGUCACGCGAGAGAAAGAAAGAGAGAGAGAGAGAGAGAGAGAGAAAAAGAGAGACAAUAUUUAUCAACCAAAGGGAAAAUGUUUACAUAUAAAAGUAGGAACAAUUGAAAGAGAAGAUAUUUCGAGCAACAGCGCCGGAAGAUAGAAAGUGUUAUUCGUGCGACAAAUCAUCUCGCCCGCUGACGAGACAUAAAAUCGAGCAAAUGUUGGCGAAACGCCACGGCGGUGAAACACGGAAGAAAGUGAAUUGCUGCUGGGAAAAGCUUUAAUGCGCCGACACAAAGCUGCACCUGGCUCACGAAGUCGCCUUAAUUGUUACGAGUGGCGCGUCGUUUUAAUCACCCUCGAACAACAAACAACAAUGUUAUCCGAAACGUUAGCAAGCGCAAAGAUCGUCUUCAGAUGCAUGCGCGGCAACGUUUUCCUAUAAUACGAAUAUAAAUAUUGUCAAAGAUCAACACGUGUUGUGCACGCGCGCCGCGCAUUAAACCGAGGUCUCUCGCAGAGACUUCGUUUAAAUAACGAGAAUUUCAUGACGCGUAUUUUACACCACCGAACAAAUUUACUCACACGUCCCGAAGCCCCGUGUGUGCGCGGAGAUUUAUGCGAGAACUUGUCAUCAAAAAGGUGAAAUAUUUCAUAUCACUUUUCACAUCGCGCCUCGUGCUAGUGUCAUAAUUCGUUUAUACAUUUAUUUUAAUCUCUCUUCAGUUCUCUCCGCACUUCUUAGUGCGAGUUAUCGUUGGAUUUUUCUAUAGUUCUCACACGAACACGAUUUAGUCAUUGAAAAUUUGAGAUACAAAUAUAAUACUACUGUUACUACGAAUAAUCUCAAUUCUAUAUAUAAAAGUCCAAAGAAUAAUAAACAAAAAUGAUUGAAAUUGAAAUUUGCGUAAAGUUGAACGAAAUAUUUCAUACUUCUAUAUAAAUUCUAGUAGAAUAAUAUAACUAUUAUAUUCCCAACUAUUAGAUAUACUAUGCAGCAUGAAAUAAUUUCAUCUGUUCUUCAUCGUUCGUACACGUAGAUUUAUAUACUCUUGGAGAAAUAUAUUACUAUAUUGUUAUCAUCACUGUAGCGCCAUAUAAGGAAAUAGUAUUCUUAGUGAAAUAUCUUACGGUUUAUAAAGGAUUCUCAAUCUUGUCACGGUCGCUUAACUUACUUGUGCAUUUUCAGUCUCUUACUUUGAAAGUUACUCGCGGCACAAGCAAACUCCGAAUGAAAAUCGUCAGCUCGUUAUUUUUAUACUUUCUACGUUACUAAAGUAAACUCUCCUCAGAAGUAAGAGUACUUUGAAACUUGGAUCUCACACUAAUGUCACUGUAUUACACGAGAUCUACAUUUGUUUUGCUGAUAACAGCUCCGCUUCGACUAAGAAGACUUUACUUUACGAUAUAUAUGUAUACCUUGCGAUUAUGACUUUUGCGUGCAUGCUUGCCUCGCGGAAUCGUGGACGAGAACGAUGUCAUGUGAAAUUUUUUUCAAGCAUGCCUCAAAACAUGCCGUGACUCUGACAAGUCGGGGUGAGAACAGUUUCGAUGCGUCGAGAGGGAAGCGAUUUUUCCCACGAGAGAGAGGUAAGUGCGAACUUAACGCGCGCACUUUGAUAACCGGUUUCCCUCACUCCGACCUGUCCGAGGAAAUGGAUGCAACCGCGUUUUAAAGUCUGCUCCGAACGCAGUCUGGAUAUCACUUGAACUCUAGCAAUAAUGUGCGGAACACUUAGGUGGCGAAGGUUUUUAAUCGCUGUCGAGCGUUAAGAGCUCUGAUUGCACUAACAUCAGUUAGCGUAAACUUAUCGUUUCCUCUCUCUUUGUCUCUCUCUAUCUGCGCGAGGUUUUUCUCGUGAACUUUCAGUAAACUUUAAGAGCGUAGACUCUGAUAAAUUUAGAGAAUUUUAAAUUUUCACUACUAGGUACUUUGAUGAUUAAGAGUUUCAAUCAAACUUUGUUUAGUGUACACACACACACACACACACACACACACACACACACACACACACACACACACACACAUUUUCUCUCUCUCUCUUUCUCUUAAAAGAUCAAGCGUGAAAAUAAAUAUUUUAUCACUUACUUUCGCAUUUACGAAUGUUUAAACUUUGCGAAGUGUACUGAACUUCACCGCCAAACUUUGAUUUUACUUUAAUCUUAUUUGAUCAAAUCUAAUCCCUAAAUUUGUCAGAGAAUUCGCUCGAGUAGGACUGUAAUCUAGCCGAAGAUAGUGAAUCACACAGACUUGGAGUUAGUUAAACCAGACUGUGGGUGCAACUCGACCCAAGUUGCGUGCAUACUCGUUCGGCGCAGCGCCGCGCGAUGGGAACGAAUUACUCCGGUGACGUAUGAAACAGUCGGGGGUGGUGAGCGAACAACGACGCGAUUCUCUGCACAACGAUCACUUCAACCAAGAGAGAAGUUCUCUCUUUUGCGCAAGGUCUUUAUUUCUACGAAUUGUCGCGGCGAUCGAAAGUUCUAUUUUUCUAUCACGCGUCUACGGCGCAACAUCAUUGCGAGUCAAAAAGUGCAAUACGAAGAAGAGAUCUAUAGGGUAGGGAAAUGUGUCGUUGUGUCGCCGAUCCCAAAUGGAGCGAAAGAAUUUUCCGCGACCGAGAGUUUUUAUCGUCAACGUCGGUCUCACCGACGUGUCGGACGGUGAAAGAGUUCAGCGGACGGACUAUGCGCCACAAUGAAGCGGAAGUUUGAAGAGCGUUUAAUGAGAAAGAAAUAAUCCACAUCAGCUCUAUAGCGGAAGCUUAGCUUUUCCAACAUCCGCGGACGUCCCACGCGUAGAGUAUUUUCUCAAACGUCAAAGUCUAAAAACCUCUUUUUCGCCGCGCGCAAAGUUAAUUCUGCUGAUGAACUUUCACCGCGGGCUUAAGGAGCGGAAGAUAAAAAGAUACACGAACGAUCGGUGGUGGUGGUGUAUCGAGUUAAGUGUACCUUCGUAUAAGGGGUUAUUAAGUGAAUAAAAAAAAAAAAAAAAAAAAUCGUCUUAAGCAAUUUUUACAAUUUUCAACGGGAAAGCAUAAGUGUAAGAACCGAAUCUCGCUUAGUGAAAAUCCUAGAUGCUUUUCGUGUUAAAUUAAAUUCUCGUAGUGAACGCUUUGUACAAGGUUUCUUGUAAUUUGUGAAAAGAACGGAGGAAGAAAAUCGAAAACACAAGACAAACGAAAUGGACGAGGCAAUAAGCGCUGAUACGAAAAAGACGUGUGCGAAAGAAAAAUCAAAAAGCGCAACGUGCCUGACCUGACAGGCGGAUUUUCUCAGUUUUCUGCGUUCGUCUCGGUUUGUCUUUUCGCGAGCGGUCAUCCACGGAACGUCAUCAACAGUAAUUAACGAUUAACGAACUCGAGCGUGAUCGGCAUAACGAAAGUGGGGGAAAAAAAAAUCCGGAAGAGUAAUCGCGACGCAAAGAACUCCGAGAACUAUAUUAAGCCGGGAUAACUAUUCCAUUUGUAUUCGUUAAACCGAUUUUCGCAUAUUUAUUUUUGAGCGAGAUCAACGCGAUAGAAUAUCUUUUUAAAUCGUCGUGCGCGUUUUUACUUUUUACGAUUUAACAUAAUUUUAAACGCCGAGUCGCCUCGAUGUCAUUUUGAUAGCGCUCUAAUGGCUGUGAAAUAAGAGUUUUCAAUGCAAAUUUAAUUCAUUCAACAAAGUCUCAAAGUCCCUCCGUACUUGUAUAACCGUUUAUCGCACAUUAUACAACACGGCAAACGCUCGAAUGCCCUAAAGCGCAUUACGGUAAUUAAUUUAAAGCCGUUAUAGCGACGGUAAAGAAUUUAAUUUUGCUACAUUACGAUGAAAAUGAGAAAUUAGUCGUUUCACAGAUGGCUCAUUCGGAGAUAUCCGUACCGCAAUCAAGUAAGGCUUCCGUCUCUAAAUUGCGACAAAGGCUUUGACGUGAGUCGAGACAAAAGACGCUUCCGCGAUUAAAUCUGUCCAUUACAUCAGCAAAUUCUUUCCACACUCACCCGUUCACGGAGAUUACGGAAUUCGAUACUUUUAUCGCGAUCUUAUAUGCGCGCGCUCUCGAGCUCAAUCUUUGAUUUGCGCUGUCGCGGAAACAAAUGGAAUGGUUUGUGAUGAUAAUGAUAUUAAGAUUCGAUCGAUUCCGGAUAAUUUGAAUUUCUAUGAAAAUUUCCAAAACUCGCAUUCCAUAUUUUCAAAACCCGUAUACAUACACACACAUACAUUGUAGAGAUUGCGUUAUUUUUAUUAACGUACGACUAUAGGAAACAUACAUCUGUGUUGCAGAUUUUAUGUACCUUGAAAAAAAUCGCGAAGCUCAAUGUCUUCUGUCGCAGAUUUUUCGAUUGUUAUCGAACCGCUCUGAUUACAUUGCUUCAGCAAGUGUUGGUUGUCUCGAAGCUAUAGAGAAUUGGUAUAUCGGCGGUAGAUAAAAAUAGCUUUAGGGCGUUACUUGGCGGUGAGUUAUGGAAGGUUGACGUAAGAAGAACACGUCUAUGCAAUUAUACAAAGUGCUUCGGAACUAUUAUAGCUUCUUUUUUUAUUUACCAAAUUUUCUAAUCAUUUCAAAGUAGAAUAAAAAAAAAAACAGUUCUGGAACGAACCUAGAGUGCGUGUAUUUUAAGUUUCAUUCUUGAUUAAUCGACGCUGUGAAUGUGAAACAUACACAAUACUCCCAGUCUACAUUGCAAAAUUACGAUGUGUAAAUAUAUAUAACGACGAAUGUUGUAAAUUAUUUUCAUAUACUUUUCUUUCGACAGUCACUUCCGAGAACAAGCGCUCUGAGAGGUGACAAGUAAUGGAAUUGUGCAAAGAGGAAUUGAAUAGAGCAUGGAAAAUAAGUGUGAAAUUUUUUUCGACAUUUCUCUCCACAAUUAUCUUCGCUCUCUCACUCACUCUCUCUCUCUUUUCUU
Molecule: messenger RNA, 13514 nt
Organism: Pseudomyrmex gracilis
Lineage: Eukaryota; Metazoa; Arthropoda; Insecta; Hymenoptera; Formicidae
Product: frequenin-1
Exons: 8
Coding region: 840-1403 (187 amino acids)
Molecular function (GO): calcium sensitive guanylate cyclase activator activity; calcium ion binding
Source: RefSeq, a predicted model, not a curated record